CUUUCAAUCUUCAUACUUUUCACCUUCUGAGAAUUCCUCGGUUGCAGUAUCCUGAGAUUUGGAAGAAGCAAAUUUGUAUCAGCAAAGGAGGUCAGAACCUGUCCACGAUGCACGACACACUUCUCCUGGCAUGCAUCAUGUCAUUCAUUUAUAUUGCUGCGUGCAAUUCCAGACUUCCUGAUGAAACCCCUAAAUCAGAUGGCAGUCAGUCAGCUGUUGAUCUCGAACCAGUUCCUGACCAGUUGGACUCCACCUUAAUAUCGUCUGAGGAAGAUCCUGAAAAGAGAGGAUGGGACAAAUUGUCCAACGUAUGGGGCAAGCGUGCCGACUGGAACAAAUUAAAUGGAAUGUGGGGAAAGCGUGCUGACUGGAACAAACUUAACGGUAUGUGGGGCAAGCGUGCCGACUGGAACAAGCUCAAUGGCAUGUGGGGCAAGCGUGCUGACUGGAACAAACUUAAUGGCAUGUGGGGAAAGCGUGCUGACUGGAACAAACUCAAUGGCAUGUGGGGCAAGCGUGCUGACUGGAACAAAUUGAAUGGAAUGUGGGGAAAACGAGAAACCACUGAGCUGCCACCUUACUGGGGAAAACGUGGAUGGAACAACCUUUCCAAUGUCUGGGGAAAGAGAACCUCAAGCCGAGACGACGGAAGUAAGAGAACAACUCAGUGGAACAAUUUGAAAAGCGUCUGGGGGAAACGAGGAGACAGUGAAUGGGACAUCCCUGCUGUUUGGGAAGGAAUUCCUGUUGAAGAUAACUUUCAAGGAAUCUACAUCCCAGAUCAGAUGUGAAUACUGCAUUGGUUGUACCGUCAUAUGUGUCGUCCAUGUCUUACAAAAGAAAAUUGAUGUGAAAUCACUACAUUAGGUGUUUAUGUUGAAAGAAAAGAAAAUUCGGCUUUGAUGUUUUUGCUUGUUCUUAUCAUGUAUAUGUGUCCAAUUUUUUUUUCAUAUUUUAAUGUUUCCAAAUAUUAGCAGACUUUUAUUCACGAUUUAAUAAAUGAAUUUCAUUUAUUUCAUGUGUUUGAAAUUUUGUGAUUCAAGCAUUUACAAUAGUUUCUAUAGAUUUCAAAGUAAUCCGAAAUUUUAAAUGCGAGAUUGAAAGUUAAAUAUCUAGUUACAAGAAACUGGCAUUUUGCUUUAAUUUGAAAUAGAUAAGAUUUCUUUCAUGAAAUUACAAGGAAAAAAUUCCAUUUCUCUUAAGAGAAAUU
Messenger RNA from Argiope bruennichi, 1210 nucleotides. RefSeq names its product prothoracicostatic peptides-like (gene Mip). The coding region runs from base 108 to 791 and encodes 227 amino acids. The record is from RefSeq and is a predicted model, not a curated record. The transcript has 3 exons. Lineage: Eukaryota; Metazoa; Arthropoda; Arachnida; Araneae; Araneidae.